AUGCCACCUGACCACGCCGCCCCACUCCCCCUGGUAAGCCAGCAAGAAGGGAUACCAGAAAGUUACAACCACGACUUUUUUCAGUACGACGAUCUACAUCUGAUGAAUGCGUCCUUCCCUGUUGAUGGGAGUGCUCUCAAUGACUUUAACGAGUUCGACAACUUUGACAACUGGGGCCAAGUUGCACCUGCGUGGCAGCUGGAGACAGCUGAUGAUGGGCAAGGUGCACACAUGGACGGGCCGAGUAGUGUGCAGUCCUCUGCAAUGGUACAAGGCUUGCCGACGUCUGCUGGUAGCAUACACAGCAACCUUAAAGUGUCAGAAGGGACUACUCAUCAAACAGCUCCAGAGGAAGAAGAAGGCUGCGACGAUGACACCGAAGACGCAGAUUGGAAUGCAAAAGAGGACGAGCUUGACAACAGACUGGAAAUGGCUCGCAUCAAACGUAAGAACCUUCCUCUCAUACAAUGUGAUCAUGAUCUGAUAAACGGAUGA
Cryptococcus amylolentus CBS 6039 is the source of this 495-nucleotide messenger RNA. RefSeq lists its product as hypothetical. The transcript is spliced from 2 exons. Lineage: Eukaryota; Fungi; Basidiomycota; Tremellomycetes; Tremellales; Cryptococcaceae. The record is from RefSeq and is a predicted model, not a curated record. Bases 1 to 495 code for a protein of 164 amino acids.